This is a messenger RNA of Trypanosoma conorhini, 1113 nucleotides long. RefSeq names its product putative phosphatidylinositol 4-kinase alpha. Gene Ontology annotation, cellular component: cytoplasm; plasma membrane. Gene Ontology annotation, molecular function: 1-phosphatidylinositol 4-kinase activity. Bases 1 to 1113 code for a protein of 370 amino acids. Lineage: Eukaryota; Euglenozoa; Kinetoplastea; Trypanosomatida; Trypanosomatidae. The transcript has a single exon. The record is from RefSeq and is a predicted model, not a curated record. Gene Ontology annotation, biological process: phosphatidylinositol-mediated signaling; phosphatidylinositol phosphate biosynthetic process.
AUGAAGUCCGUGGAAAAGGCGAUGCGAAAGGAAAAGCUGCGGCUUCGCCUGCGUGAUGCGGAGUUUCAUGAACCGGUGGAACAGCACCAUUUGUACCUUCCUACGGACACGCACUGGCGCAUCGUGGGCGUUAUACCUGGCACGGCUGGCGCGAUGCAAAGUGCGGCGAAGUGUCCCAUUCUGGUUCAGUUUAAGUGUGUCCCCCGCAACACGGAGGAUUCGCAGGCUGCCCUGAGGAAGCGCAAGGAGGCGGCGCCCGCGGACACAGAGACUACCAUGAAGGCAUGCAUCUUCAAGAUGGGCGACGAUUGUCGACAGGAUCAAAUUGCCUUGCAGAUCAUCGGCCUGUUCGAGCGCAUUUUCAACGUCAUUCAAGUGCCCUCUUACUUGUAUCCGUACCGUGUGGUGACGACUGGAAAGGAUAGCGGUGUCAUUGAGUGCGUUCCACGUGCGAUGAGCCGAGAUCAAAUUGGGAAACUUGUGGAAAGCAACCUUGCAGAGUAUUUUGUGCAAACCUACGGCCAUCCGGAGUCUGUGACGUUUCACCGGGCCAGAGAAUGCUUCAUACGGAGCAUGGCUUCGUAUUCGGUGGCGUCGUUUGUGCUCAAUAUUAAGGAUCGCCACAAUGGCAAUCUCAUGAUUGACGCGGAUGGACACCUUGUGCACAUCGAUUUUGGUUUUUUGUUCGACCUCUCGCCGGGAGGGGACAUUAAUUUUGAGUCGUCCCCAUUCAAGCUGACGGCAGAGAUGGUGCAACUUAUGGGGUCCCCUGUGGGCCGCGGAAAGGGUACGGUGCAGAGCCACUCCUUGUCAAAGGCAUUGGUGGACCCGGAGGCGUACAAUUUGUAUAGGGAUUUAACCGUUCGCUGCUACCUUGCGGUGCGCCAGUACGCUCGUCAGAUUUGCAUACUUGUGGAGUUGAUGCUUGGCAGUGGGCUACCCAGUUUCAAGCCCCGAAGGACGAUCCAGGACCUCGCCUGGCGGCUUUCCAUGCAGAAGAGUGAAGUGGAGGCUGCCGAGUUUAUGCUCCGGCGAAUUGCGGAGUCGAGGGAAAACCUCCGAACAGUUCUUUACGACAGGUAUCAAAAUCUCGCGGAAGGAAUAGAAAUGUAG